Blepharisma stoltei is the source of this 300-nucleotide messenger RNA. The record is from the annotation of a GenBank genome assembly. NCBI's taxonomy places the organism in Eukaryota, Ciliophora, Heterotrichea, Heterotrichida, Blepharismidae.
AUGGAGGCAAAAUUGACAUCAAGUGACUCUCAAAAUAGCAUUGAAGAUGAAAAUCAAGGGUCCAGCUAUCGAUCUAGGAAUUGAGAGGUAAAAUUCAACAAUAAACUUCUUAUUUUUAAGCUAAAUUUUACCAAACUUUAUUUCCAAAAAAUGAUUUAUUUUUGCCUUUAUACCCAAGCUCCUGCACCAGGGUUAUCAGAUCCUUCUACAGCUUCAUCAAUAUCAUCAGUCCUUUCAAUAUCUUGCCAAGUCAAUCCUUCAGCAUCUUCAGUCGGCGUUAUUAAGGCCAGACUUGCAUAA